UUUAAUUUCAUUCUGAGUUCUUAAUAAAAUGUAUUGUGUGAUAAUAAUAUUUUAAUCACAAAAGAAAAUAACAGAUUGAAAUAAACAGAUUGUUCACGUAGCACGACACAGACACGUUGCGUGCGUGAACGUGAUUGUUCAAUGAGUAGUAGGCGGCUAAGUAACGGUCAAUUUUAAGGCAUGCGUUCACAAAAUCACGAAAAUGGAUCGGUAUUUGAUCCGAAAAAUUCCUCGAGUUGAAGAAGACGUUCAAGAGGAAGAAAAAAUGCAAGAGGUAGUGGAUUCUGAUUCUGAUGUAGAAGAAGAGGAACGUCCUGGUCCAAGUCAACCCUUCACCUCUACUGAGGGCGCUGCUAGCCAUGAUGCUAGCACCCUGGGUGACUUAAGCAUGAACGACCCAGGAUGGUCCGAAAAGACCAAUAUUACAAAAAUAUCCAACUCGGAUGUUUGGAGUCCAGCAAAGAAGUUUCUGUAAGAGCUGGAUGGAACCAUAUCCGUGGUUGGAAUACAGUGUUUUCCAGGAUGCCGUCUUUUGCUUUGCCUGCAGGCAUUUUCCUCGGUGGAGGAGGGCACGGGUUUCAUCGGGAGCCAACGUAUACAACCAGUGGCUUUCAUAACUGGCGGAAAGCAACAGCAUCUUUUAAGGGCCAUCACGAAAGUAUGGGACACAAAUUUGCCAUGGAGGCAUGGACUGAGUUUAAGCUAAAAGCAAAAAGCGGUUCAAAAAUAACAAAUAUGCUGGAUAAAGGACAUUCGGUAUUGAUCCAGGAGAACAGAAGGUACAUGAUGGGCGUUGUGGAAAGCUUGCGCUAUACUGCCUGUCAGGGGAUCGCACAGCGAGGCCAUUGAAGAUGAGGAUUCAGCAAACAGGGGUAAUUUCCGCGAGUUGCUAUCUGUAAUUGGAAAAUUUGACAAAACCGUUCAGAAAAAGUUAGAUAACAACCCGUCAAAUGCAAAGUAUGUGCACCAUGACGUGCAGAAUGAGAUCAUCAAUGUAAUGGCAGAAAUGAUUAGGAAAAAAUUAAGGGAUGAGGUUAAGGACGCUGAACAUUUUGCCAUUUUGGUGGAUGAAAGCAAGACAUCAGCAAAAAAGAGCAAAUUUCAGUGAUCGUGCGUUAUUUGAACACGGAAUCAGAGAGAGUGGUGGAGGAAUUCUUGCAUUUCACCCCAGCAGAUGGACUAGACGCAAACUCGCUCUUUGCAAGCAUCAAGCAGACGCUCAGUCGGUGCGGUAUUGACCUGAAUUGUUGUGUUGGCCAGUGCUAUGAUGGUGCCUCAGUCAUGUCUGGAUGUAACAACGGAGUCCAAGAAAUUUUCAGAAGAGAGGUGCCGCAAGCAGUUUAUAUACACUGCCAUGCUCAUAGGCUUAACCUGGUGUUGGUGGACUGUGUGCAUAAUGUAGAUGCUGCCGCUGAGUUUUUUGAGACGUUGCAAACACUGUACAAGUUUUUUUCGGGGUCAGUGGUGCACGAUCUCUUUCUGAAGGCACAAAGGGAACUUUCAACGGCACAGCUCAUAGAGCUGAAGAGACUGAGUGACACUCGCUGGGCAUGUCAGUAUGAUGCUAUCUGUGCAGUCAAGAGAACUCUCCCGGCUAUCAGCGCUACCCUGCGUGACACUGUUCGCGACAAGAAUGCGAAACGGAGGACAGAGGCUAAAUCUGUCAGUUCCCUUAUGGAUGAGCAGUUUGUUCUGCAUUUAAUUAUUUUUGAGGAUGUUUUUAGAACUACCAAAUUCAUGUCCGAUGCGCUACAGUCUCCCAAUUUCGAUCUCUUGACAGCAGAUGACCUGGCCCAAUCUGUGAUCACUGCCAUGUCGGAGAAACGUACAGAUGACAACUGGGCAGCAAUCCGUAAGCAGGCAGGAGACAUGUGCGUCAAUACCGGGAUAGCUACUGUACAUCGUGAGAAAAGGCAGACCCAAACAGCUAAACAUCUGGAGGGCUUUAUUGUGGAGGCCCCGAUAGAAAGACCAGGCAUGGGCAGCAUGGAUGAACUGAAAACUCAGUCAUUCUAUCCUGUCUUAGACAGGUUGUUAAUGGAACUCCGGCGACGCUUUUCCAUCGAAGCAAAUGGUGUACUGGCAGGCUUGCCAGCCCUAAGCCCUAAUCACCCAUCAUUCCUUGACAAGCAAGUUAUUCUGCCCAUGGCUCGCCAUUAUGGGGUCAGCGAGGAGAAUUUGUGUGCAGAACUCCAUCAAGUUCGCCGGCUCCUGAAAAGGAAGGAAGAGCAAGGAUGCACCAUUAACAGCAACCAGGAGUUCCUAUCCCUUAUGCGGCCUUACAAAGACGCCUUCGUGGACCUCUACAAAUUGAUCUCCAUAUCGCUGACCCUGCCUGUAACAUCUGCGAGCUGCGAGCGCAGUUUUUCUUGUCUGCGUCGCUUGAAGAGCUACCUGAGGAAUAGCAGUGGGGAUGGCCGAACCAGUGACCUUGCACUUCUGGCGAUUAACCCUCUGCGAGCACGGGCCUUGGACAUCGACAGGAUCAUAGAUGCCUUCGCUCUCAACCACAACAACAGGCGCAUUGUCCUGAAGACGUAGGUGGAUACUGACACCUGAUCUGCUGGUUUGCCUGGAUUUUGGUUUUUCCUAAGGAUUUUUAAGCAUAGUUUUGUGUGCACUUUUUGAUCUCUUAUUAUUGUGGUUUUGAGGGCCUACUGUUUGGUUUCAUUCAUGUUUUGAUUGUGACCUAAAAUAAUAUACUCUUUUUGAAAGCAUUUCUGACUCUUUGCCUGUUUAAGUUAAUUCUAUCUGACAUUCUAAUCUGCCGUCUUUAGUUAGAAGUGUAUUGAACUUGGUAUGUUUAGUUUAAUUUGUCGCUCAUGGUAGCGGUGACCUGGUAGUCAUCUGGCGCAAACUUUAAUCCACACACUGAAGUAAGUGAAGUAUUUGGGAUUACGUUAUCUAUAACAUGCUGCAUCCAUUUUGACCGUCGGAGAUGAACGCGGCUUUGUGCGCGUCCGUCAGAAGUAGCCUAAUGACAAUAAUAAUACGAUCGAUUUGAAUGGCGCUUUUUAUGUACCCCAAAGACCCGUUAGAGAGCAAACGUGUAAACAUAUGUGACGAUAUGGUGGGGAGGUGUUGUAGUAGAGAAAAAUGAGACCCAUAUGCUAUCACCCUAAUUUCAUAGCACCCUCAGUAAAACGCCGAGCACCCCCAUAGCACCACCAGAAAAAAAUCUUUGGCGCCGCCACUGCCUGUCCCUCCAGCACCCGAGGGGGAGAGUUCAGAGAAGCUAGGAGGAAAAGACUGAAGCAAUCAUGCUAACCCCUCUUUGGUCAACCCUAUCAUGUUGGCUAACAUGCAAGUCCCGCCAUCUGCAACAAAAGUGAUGCCGCCGGUGUCAGAGUUAUUCGCAGCACCAACUAACUCUGCGGGUAAAGAGCCCUGCUAGCCAAAAGAGUUUGACUUUCCAGCCAGGCGUUUUGGAAAUGAGAACUUCAGCCCUUCCUUUAAGUCAGGUUGGUUUUCCCAGUGGUCGUGGCUACAUUACGUGUGGGAAACCGACACAGUAUUGUGCUUCUUGUGCUGCUCUGCUAUGGAGAAAAAGCUGUUCAGGGCAGACUGGAUAAUUAAUGCUGUCAACUUCAUCAAAUGAGGGUCUAGCAAUUGGCGAAAGGCAGGGGAAAAGUUUCGGGAGCAUAAAAGAUCUUGUUUCCAUACAGAAGCUAUAAGCAAGCUGGCAGCAUUGAAAAUGACCCCAAAUAAUGAGAUAAUGUCACAAGCAGUUGCUAAGGAUCAUAUGACUGCACAGACUGUUGUGGAGCUGGCCAUUCGAUCUGUGACAUUUUUAGGCGGCGAGGGGCUACCGCUGCGAGGACAGGAGCACCGUGAUGGGGUGUUUUGGCAGCUGAUGCUGGAGAGAACGUAUGACAAGAUACAAGAUGGUUUUAUUGUCAUAUACACAGCAAUUACAGAGCAGUCGCUGGCAAUGAAAUUCUGAAGUCUUGGGCUCCUCCAACAGUGCAAUAUAAGAGAAAGUAAAAGUAUAAGAGAAACACAAGUAGGAAAGCUGAGACUUAAAGAAUAAAAAUACAUAAAUAUGAUAAUAAAUAUAGUUGCAUGCAGCAAUGUGGGUGUCAAGCAUAAUGAAACGCGAUAAACUAAUUCUGCCGGACGGACGUAAUCUGCUAGGUGGCUACAUGACGACCGUCCCGGUAAUCGGUAAUAACGACGGCUGGUGGAAUGAACUAGAGCAUUAUGCGAGUACGUGUCAAUGUUUACCAAAUGGAAAAAUGACCCUAGCUAGUGGUAAGGGCGCAUUAUCGUCUGCCCGACAGAAAAAAUGGCACAAAUACAUAGGGGUAUUCGGAACAAUAUCCCUAAAAGAGACACAAUGUAAACAAGCAUCCGCUCAUAAGACUAUGAGCCAAGUUUGGUUUGGAAGGCCUUGCAGAGAAAUGAGCUCUCUUCCUGUUUGACGUCCCCCUGAGAUCGAAGGUCACCAAAUUGUUUGGAUGCCCCCAGAAUGAUGUCAUGAGUCUAUGUACCAAGUUUUGCUAUGAUAUGUUAAAUAGAUGCUGAGAACAGGCUUACUUCCUGUUUGGCGGCUUUGCUGUUAAGUUUGAUUGGCUGUCACGACCAAACGGUUUGGAAUUAGAAAAAGCUGUUCGGCUUGGUCUGAAGAUCAAAUACGGCAAGUUUCAUGAUGAUUGGACUAAUCUAGCAAGUUUGGCUAUGAUAUGUUAAAGAGUUGCUGAAAGCAGGCUUACUUCAUGUUUGGCAGCUUUGCCAUCAAGUUUGAUCAGCUGUCACGGACAAACGAUUUAGAAUUUGAAAAAGCUGUUUGGCAAAUUUGUUCGACUAGGUCUGAAGAUCAUAUAGGGCAAGGUUCAUGACGAUUGGACAUAAUCUGUGGCCUGUGGAUCUGUAAUAUUGAUAUUGACCAUUUUAAACAUGGCGGCCAAUUUCUGAUGUUGCCAUGGGAAAUAUUUUAUUAGCUAUAUGGGGCGGUCUGACAGUAUCACCAGACAUUGAGAAUGAGUUUGAAAUAUACUCAUGUGACGAGAGAGGAGUUAAAACACGUCAGUGUUAAUUAUAGCGCCUCCUAGAUGUCAAUGGUCACCAAAUGCAUUGAGUGUCACCAGGAUGAGGUCCUGGGUCU
Messenger RNA from Gadus chalcogrammus (walleye pollock), 5104 nucleotides. RefSeq names its product zinc finger MYM-type protein 1-like. Lineage: Eukaryota; Metazoa; Chordata; Actinopteri; Gadiformes; Gadidae. The record is from RefSeq and is a predicted model, not a curated record. Gene Ontology annotation, molecular function: protein dimerization activity. The transcript has 2 exons. The coding region runs from base 1282 to 2541 and encodes 419 amino acids.